Scaptodrosophila lebanonensis is the source of this 2923-nucleotide messenger RNA. RefSeq names its product proton channel OtopLc. The coding region runs from base 160 to 2604 and encodes 814 amino acids. NCBI's taxonomy places the organism in Eukaryota, Metazoa, Arthropoda, Insecta, Diptera, Drosophilidae. The record is from RefSeq and is a predicted model, not a curated record. Gene Ontology annotation, cellular component: membrane. Gene Ontology annotation, molecular function: proton channel activity. Gene Ontology annotation, biological process: proton transmembrane transport. The transcript is spliced from 6 exons.
GCUGAUAGAAACGGCUGACGCCCAAAACGAGCUCCAUAAGUGGCUGGCGGUCCGAGUGCUAACAAAUAAUUCUCGCGCCUCGCUACAACUCCCGGCACCCCUCGACGACCCGCUUGUGAUCGCGGGCCGGCCCGUUGCAGUUUUACCCUUCGUUCGGUCAUGUCAUUAACCAGUUUAGACGCCAACGGCCAAUACUAUGAGCACGUUAAUUUGUGGAAGUCAAAGCAGCGGGUCCAUUAUCGGGAUGACGUCGUUAAUCAUAACAGGAACAAUCAUACCCCAAGUGGCAGCUGUGAAUACAUUACCAUAAAGCAGCGCAACAAAUCGCCCUCUACGACCCCAACCCUAUUAAAGUCAUCAUCGGCGCCGGUCAAUCCGGCCAUCGCUGCCACCUCGAACGCUGUAAUACGAUACGCUCGCACCGCCUGCGAUCAUUGCGGCCAUCAUAACAUACCGAUGAUGUCGCCCCCCAUCUCACCGCUGGCCAAAUCUCAGACCAAUCUGGAGCUGGUGGAGCACGCCAGUCAACGUCAGGCGCUGUUGCCCGUGCCGGCUAUCACCAAUGGCAUGCAUUCCAGUGACACGUCCUGCACGCUCCAAGUAUCACGGCGACCCUCCAUAUUGUUGCAGGAGAUACUGACACAUCGGCCGCCACUGCUGGGACGCAAGGAGAAUGGCAAUAACAAUUUUCUAUCAGCCCGCAGCGCCAGAAACGGCGGAAAUCUCCAGGCCACGGCCAGCGGCAGCACCGCCACCAUUAACUUUCAGAGCGGUACGACGAGCGCCCGCAAUGGCUCGUACUACGACAAUGGAGCCAAGAGCAUACAGGCCAAGCACCAGAAGGAAAAGAAUCGGCGCACCGGCAACGAUGCAAUCAGCUCGGCACUUUCCGCCACGUAUUGCAAGCUGCUUGUGCUGCUGGGCGUCUGCUUGCCCAUCACUGAGGUUAUCUCGGAUCAGAUACCCACAUACGUCUAUCAAGGAUUCUAUGUCUACCUAUAUGUGGGCAGCAUUCUCUUCGUCAUCUUUCUGUACAUCAGCGCCGUUCGCAAUCGGUCACUUUUUAAUGCGCUCAAGGAUUUUCACGAAAAGAACAGUAACGUUCAUUUGAAGCACAAGGUCACCCACUUCGGGAGCUUCUAUUUGCGGGUGGGUGCCAUUGCCUUUGCCAUUGGUACCAUGGUCUAUUCGGGCCUGGAAUUUGGACAGUUCUUUGAGCUGAACGGACAGCCCGGCUGCCAUGAUGCCUUUGUGGCCAUUACACCAAUCUGCCGCAUGGUGCUGUGCAUCGCCCAAGUGCAGUUCAUCUUCCUGAACACCACCUACAUGGACAUGGCACGCCACAAGGUAACCUCGCGGUUCGGCCUCAUGCACAUGGUGGCCACCAAUCUGUGCGAGUGGCUGUAUGUGCUGGUCGAGGAGACGAAACACGAGAUAUUUCACAUAAAUCACAACGAUAUCGAUCCAAAUGAUCCUAUGAUGCACGCCGGCGCACACGGUGGUCCCGACUGGUCGGCUAUCAAUGCCACAAUGCACCUGCCGCAUAACCAAUCAACGCAAGGGCUACUCGUCAACAUGACCGCCACCGUGCUCAACCGUACGAUGGCGCAAAACCACCCGACGCAGGGGGUGCUCGUCAACAUGACCGCCACUGUGCUCAACCGUACGCUGGCGCCUAUGCCUGAAGAGGGUCCCUACACCGGCUGCUCCCGCACUACGAUUAUGGGAGCCCUUGUGCAGCAGCUGUCACCUUUCCUGUUUCCCUGCACCAUCGAGUAUUCGCUGAUUUGCGCCGUCAUUUUGUACGAAAUGUGGAAGACCGUCAAGUCCAUACCGGAUAUUGACAGGUCGCGCAAGAAUUCGGUGAAGCCGGUAGCCCAGAAGCCAGCCCACCACUUUUCCGUCGACUGCUCACAGUCCCACAAGGGUCUCUUCUUCGGCAUACUGAUCAUCGUGAUGACAAUCAUCUCGAUGAUAAUGUACUUUGUGCUCUACACGCAGCCCGGCUACGAGCUGAUCGCAACGCAGGAGGUAACGCUUUGGGAAACGAUCAUCUACUUCCUAUGUGCCGUUGCCGUGAUAUCAGGCAUGAUUGUCAUGCGCGAUCUCAAGUAUAUCAAGGACACCACAGACGAGCACCACUCGAUGGAUCUGGACAAUCUGCUGUUGGUAGUGGCCCAGACGGGCGUUUACCUCUAUGGCAUGUUCAGCAUACUGGGCAGCUAUUUUGCCAAAUGGGAUACUGUACCCGAUCGCGUCGAGGGCAUCAUUGCCGAGGUGUUUGGUGUAGCCCAGACCUCGCUUCAGACCAUGUUCAUAUUACACUCAAGCCAUAGGCGCUGCAAGGGCGCUAAGCAGGUGCGUCGCAAGCCAGGCCGCGAGAUCAUAACGUUUCUGCUGGUCGCGAACAUUGCCAUCUGGUUUGUGAACACGCUCAUUAAAGGACGUGCCGUGUUCCGUGAGUCGCAUCUGACCUUUUUUGGCAUUUGGGGCUGGACGAUCAUCACGCACAUUUCAAUGCCGCUGGCCAUAUUCUAUCGCUUCCAUUCGACCAUCUGCCUGUUCGAGGUGUGGAAGAUAGCCUACAAGGCCAAGGCCCACUAGUUGUAGUUGGUGUUGACGCAUAACCGAGUACUACUUAUAUAUAGCAACAUUUUUUCUUUUUUUUUUUUUUGUUAUAUCCGUUACUGUUUCUUAAAUUAUUCAUAGUGUGUAAUUAAUUUAGCGUCUAAUUAAAUGAAACUAAAGCGAAGAAAAUUGAUUUUUGCGCAUCAGAAUGUUCACAAUUUUGCAAACCCAAUGCAUGUCAAUUAAGUGAAGAAAUUGUAAAAGCUUAACAUAGAUGGCGCUCCAAAACGAAACCCCUAUAUAAAAUAUAAGGGUGAGCGACACCAUGCAACAAAAUUUAUACUCAAAAAUAAUA